Messenger RNA from Sturnus vulgaris (Common starling), 867 nucleotides. RefSeq names its product LysM domain containing 1 (gene LYSMD1). The record is from RefSeq and is a predicted model, not a curated record. Lineage: Eukaryota; Metazoa; Chordata; Aves; Passeriformes; Sturnidae.
AUGGCGGGGAGCGGCGGAGCCGGGGCGGCCCCGCGGGAGCACCGCCUGCAGCCCGGGGACACCCUGCCGGGGCUGGCGCUGCGCUAUGGGGUGACGAUGGAGCAGAUCCAGCGCGCCAACCGCCUCUACUCCUCGGACACGAUUUUCCUGAAACCCACGCUGCUCAUCCCGGCCCCUGCUCGGCCCCCGGGGCCCUGGGACCGGGACAGUGCCGGGGACAUUGCCGGGGACAGUGCCGGGGACAGUGCCGGGGACAGUGCCGGGGACGUUGCCGGGGCUGUCCCGGUGCCCCCCAGCCCCUCCCGUCAUGACCUGACGGCCUCGGAUUUCCUGCGGCGCUUGGACGCCGAGAUCGGCCGCUCCAAGGAGGCGGCGGCGCAGCGGCUGCAGAGCCACGACUGCAGCCCCGGGGGUGGCCCCAGCCCCGCGUCCCCUCGGGGGGCCCGGCUGGGUCCCCGUCCCCUCACCAGGACCCCGCGGGCGGCCGCGCUCAGGGACAGCGAGGACGAGAUCUUCACCUUGUGACAGCGGGGACAUCCCUGGGGACAUCCCUGGGGACACUGGGGACACCGGGGACAGCGAGGACGAGAUCUUCACCUUGUGACAGCGGGGACAUCCCUGGGGACAUCCCUGGGGACAUUGGGGACACAAAUGGGACACCGGGGACAGCGAGGACGAGAUCUUCACCUUGUGACAGCGGGGACAACCCUGGGGACAUCCCUGGGGACAUUGGGGACACCAGGACUGUGACACUGGGGACACUGGAAGUGGAGAACUGGGGACACUGGAGAUGUGACAUCGAGGACAUCGGGGACACCGAGAACCCUGGGGACACCCGGGAUGUGACACUGAAGACACCUGGGAGGU